UAGUGUGGACAACACAGCUUGGUUUCUGGGACUGCCAUGAUGUUCAGGUUCUCUUGGAUUUGCCUCCUCUUGGUGCAUGGCAUCUGCUCUCAACAGCUACACCAAGGGAUGGGAUUUCCCCAAGGUUUGGGGUUUCUGGGGUCUAUGAAGCCAAUGAGUGAUCUUGGUUCAAGUAAGACUGGAGGUAAUCCAAGUACCAGUGAACCUGGAAAGGGCAAUGUUGGUGGAGCUAAAGGAUCCACCACUUCCACUCAAGACGUGGUACAGAUGCCAGGAAACCAGGCAGGUUCAAAUGCGGGCCCAGGUACCCCAUGGAUGGCAGUUCCCAUGCUUCCAACAGGCUUCUAUGGCAUGCACCAGGCAAGCCAGCAGGGAGCUUCAUCUGGCGCUACUGGUGGGGGUCAGAAAACUCAGUCUGUCAGCCAGGCAGUCCAGGCCCCAGAAAUGACGAGUCGGGUGACUAUGCAAAUGCCAAAGCAGCAGACCCAAGCCCCAGCCCUGAUGUUCCAGGCCCCUGUGCAGAUGUCUCAACAGCAAGUCCAAGUGUCCCAGGCUAAAGCACCCCAACAGCAAGCUGAGGUGCCCAAAGGCAGCUCCUCCACAGCGUCCGCUUCCACUGGGGCUACCUCAUCGGCGAUGUACCAGGCCCUUGCUCAGAUGGCCCAACAGCAAGCCCAGGCCCAGAUGCAGGCUGCAGCUCAGAGGGCCCAACAACAAGCUCAGGGUGCAGCUCAAAUGGCCCAGGCGCCAGUUCCGAUGGCCCAGCAGGAAGUCAAAAUGCCCCAGGCUGCAGCUCACAUGUCCCAGGCACAGAUGCCAGGAAACCAGGCAGGUUCAAAUGGGGGCACAGGUAUCCCAUGGAUGGCAGUUCCCAUGCUUCCAACAGGCUUCUAUGGCAUGCACCAGGCAAGCCAGCAGGGGGCUUCAUCUGGCGCUACUGGUGGGGGUCAGAAAACUCAGUCUGUCAGCCAGGCAGUCCAGGCCCCAGUAAUGAUGGCCCAGGUGGCCAUGCAGAUUCAAAAGCAGCAGGCCCAACCCCCAGCCCAGAUGUCCCAGUCGCCUGUUCAGAUGUCUCAACAGCAAGUUAAAAUGCCCCCGGCUCCAGCUCCCCAACAGCAAGUCCAAAUGUCCCAGGCUGCAUCACCCCAACAGCAUGCUAAGGUGCCCCAAGGCAGCUCCUCCACAGCGUCUGCUUCCACUGGGAGUAGCUCAUCAGGUAUGGCCCAGAUGUACCAGGUCCUUGCUCAGAUGGCCCAACAGCAAGCCCAGGCCCAGAUGCAGGCUGCAGCUCAGAUUGCACAACAGCAAGCUCAGGCCGCAGCUCAAAUGGCCCAGGCGCCAGUCCAGAUGACCCAACAACAAGCCCAGGCGCCAGUCCAGAUGUCCCAGGCGCCAGUCCAGAUGUCCCAGGCGCCAGUCCAGAUGUCCCAGGCGCCAGUGCAGAUGUCCCAGGCGCCAGUGCAGAUGUCCCAGGCGCCAGUGCAGAUGUCCCAGGCGCCAGUGCAGAUGUCCCAGGCGCCAGUGCAGAUGUCCCAGGCGCCAGUGCAGAUGUCCCAGGCGCCAGUGCAGAUGUCCCAGGCGCCAGUGCAGAUGUCCCAGGCGCCAGUGCAGAUGUCCCAGGCGCCAGUCCAGAUGUCCCAGGCGCCAGUCCAGAUGGCCCAGGCUUCAGCUCACCAACAGCAGGCUAAGGUGCCACAGGCUGCAGCUUCUGUGAGUUCAGGCCCUACUGGUUCCACAGGUGCAGCAUCCCCUUCAGCUGAGGCUGCCUCAUCAAGCCAAGAUCGCUUUGUCACUCUAACCGCACCAUCAGGCUUCCAAACCACUUAUGUUGUACGGUCUUUCCAUCGCUACUCGCGAGGCAAGAGGGUCUUUUCCCAAACCACCUACAUCCCCCUGGACUUCCCUCCUCCUAUUGAGACUGCUGAUCCUGAACAGAAGACCCAGGAUGGAAGAGAGCCUGAUGCUCCUGCACCAGCUGUUGCGAAAGGCCAGGCUGUACUCCCUGCAAGGAAGGGAUGAGUGGCUGUUCUCCAAGCUCAGAAGUGCAUUUUUUAUGGAUGAGCGCAUUGAAUUGAAUAAAUGGGCAAUUUUAAAUA
Molecule: messenger RNA, 2096 nt
Organism: Engraulis encrasicolus (European anchovy)
Lineage: Eukaryota; Metazoa; Chordata; Actinopteri; Clupeiformes; Engraulidae
Product: proline-rich protein 36-like
Exons: 5
Coding region: 37-2019 (660 amino acids)
Source: RefSeq, a predicted model, not a curated record